AUGGCUCAAGGUCUGACUGCGGCUCUGCAGUCAGUUCCGGCGCCGAGUGUAGCCCUUGGGCUCACGAGCACUCUGACAGAGCACGAGAAGCAACAGAUUGAGGGAUGCAAGAGAAUUAUUCGGUUUCAAGAUGAGGUGUUGUCAGGGACGCACCCGAGGAUCAAGGCGCCGGCGUAUCGACUCGCCUCGAUACAGAACAGCGAGCCUCAAAGUCCCGCGUCCACGUCUACUGCAGCUUCGUCUGGCCCCGUCGUGUCAGUACCAAACGCCCCAAGGGGCCCGAAGGCGUGGACCGCCAAGGUCAACGGCGCCCAGGUCACAGACAACCAUCGUUCCUUCAAUUCGAACGCGCAGCAUACUGUGGCGUCCGCGACCAACCCAACUCCUGCGCGUCUGCCAGGCGUCGAGCUGCCGUCGAAUCUUUCGAGUAGCAUGUCUGGCGUUCCAGCUGGUCCCAAGGCCAGGGAUGCGGCACGUCCCAGCGAGAAUGCAGCGACUGCGCAAUUCGACCCCGUACUGCUGACAAAGUCUGAGGACCUGAUCAAGGCUGAGCUCCAGAUUCAAAGGAAGCAUCUCGAGCGUGCUUUGAAUGACCAAGUCCAGCAGCAACGUGUCGCAGCCAAAGCAUCGCAUAGUGACGAUGCGCUUGCUGAUUUCGACCUCGCCGAGGUCCUGAUGAAGGCCCUGCAGCUGGUUCAAUCAUCUGCUCCACUACAGACUGAUGCAAAUUUAACAGCUAACGCAAGUGGCGCGGAUAGCGAUUCCAUUGGUGAUGACAGCACCUUCUACUCUAGCAAACACGAUACUCCAGAGUCCCAUCUUACACACCGCAUCCCCGACCCUGACGAGUCUGACGCAGCGCAGCAGGCGCGCGAGGAAUCUCACUAUGAACCACCGAUGGUCAUGGAAGCCAGCCCAGUGCCUGUCCAGCCGCCCGUGGUAGCCAUGCCAGUCCCUGCAGGCCCGAGUGUCAAUACCUCCGAAGCGCAGCGGCUUCGCCAUCCUCGCGUCUUCGAGCCGACCCUCGACGACCGUACAAGGCCCAUCACACUCGAUGGGAGGAGUCAGCCAAUUGACGGGAUGGCAAUGGCGCAAGAGGCAGCUAGCGUGCCCAUGGAAAUAAUCUCGUCCCAGGACAGUGAAGAGGCAAACAGUUCGAGAGACUCGGGACUGGCAGAUGGAAAGCAGUACAGCUCGCAGGGCCGUUUGGAGUCUGCCACUGGCCAGCUCAUCGAGCAAGCCUUUGGCCGCCGUCGCUCUCCGAUCCUCCGUGCACAUAACCUCUCUCCAUUGGCUCCUCAGCCUGCUCAUGUCUCCCCUCUGGCACAUGCUCAUCGGCCUCCAGCCCUCCCGCAAGAUGCUCUAUCGGCUCAAGCAACUCCCGCACAAGUUGCAGCGCUUAGAAACGACCGCUCUAACGGUUCCAGUCCUGAGAGCUCGCCACAGGGCAGGCCCAAUAAGAAGAAUAAAAAGGGCAAAAAGAGAAAGGCUGACCGCACGGUCGCGAACAACGCGGCGGCGGCGGUAGCAUCUCCAGCUAUCAAAGCUGAGCCUCGUUCACCAUCUCCUCUGACAGCUCCACAGUAUUCCAGACCCGCCAAACGCGUGAGGCAGGCACCGCGACCAGGCCAAGAGCAAAUUUUCGAUGAGCCACGCGUUGAGGAAGUUGUGGAGAGCCCUCAUGCAUCUAGCUAUUCCAGGUACAGAAGCGAUAGGGGCUCUGCGUAUGGUAGUCCACUGGGGCCGCGUGCUCGCCAGGAUGCUCAAAUCCUCACAAUAACGGAAUCGCCUAGAUACGAGCAACAGUAUCGCGAGGACGUUCGCCCAGUCGAGCCGGUGCGGUAUGUGCGGCGUAUCUCGCCUGGCGCACAGCCUCAUCCUUACGCAUCAGGUGAGGUGAGAACCUUCAGAUCAGUUUCCCGUGCGGGUGUGGACCGACCACUCGCAUUUCAAGAGGCUCGAGAUCCGCCACGUACAAUCGUGCGGCCGGUUGCUGAUCGUGAUCGAUCACGCUCACCGAUUCUCAUCGACGAACGGCCGCAACCUGUGAUGAGGCCCCCGCAGAUGCCUGCUUCGAGGGUGGUGGUUGAUGAAUUCGGUCGUGAGUACAUUGACCCGUCUUCGAGACAGGAGUCGGUCAUUAUUCGGCGCUCAGUUGCCCCUCGACCGGUGUACGAGGAUAGGGACGACUACUAUGACCCUAACAGGACCACGACAAGAGUCAUUCGGCGUUCUGUCGCCCCCGCAAGUGUCUACGGUGAGCCUGAGAUUGUUUACGAGCGAGGGCAUCCCCUUCGUGCAGCAUCCACCUUGCCAGGACCGAGCCGCUAUGAUGAUGAACUCGUCUACCGAAACCCGGCUUCUUCAGCUGGGUACACCACCACACGACGAAUUAUCACACGUUCAGAGUAUGCGCCCGAGUACCGCUACUACCGCGAACGUGACUACCCCGCCCAGCCUUCCAGUCAACCGAGCGCUGAAUUUUACGGGCUGCGGGCUACACAAGAGCCCCGACCGCCGAUGGGUGAUCCACCACGAGAAUACAUCGUGCGGUCCACCACUGUGCGGCCGGAAGCAUCCACGCGGCCUGAGGGGGUUCGGAUGUCGAGCGUACGGCCAGAGCACGUAACUGGUGAUUAUGGUUCAUCAAUCGUACUGGAUGAACGGCUGCCUCCGCCUCGCGCGUACAGUGUGCGCCCAAUGGCUCCUCCUCCGCCUCCGCAGCAACCGCAGUAUGUGCGUCAGUGGCCUGAGUAUGAGGCACGACCCGCUCAUAGCGGGCAAGAUGCCAGGGGUGAAGACGACGGGGUGGUCUAUGUCGAUACCGUGUCAAGAGAUGCCUACAGAUGA
Messenger RNA from Cryphonectria parasitica EP155, 2850 nucleotides. RefSeq lists its product as uncharacterized. Lineage: Eukaryota; Fungi; Ascomycota; Sordariomycetes; Diaporthales; Cryphonectriaceae. The transcript has a single exon. The coding region runs from base 1 to 2850 and encodes 949 amino acids. The record is from RefSeq and is a predicted model, not a curated record.